AUGCAGGAAGUCCCAAUCUUGAUCAUCGGAGCCGGUCCCUCAGGGGCUACAACGGCAUUGCUCUUGGCUCAUAUGGGUAUCAAGUCACUUGCAAUAUCAAGGCAUGCUUCUACUGCCAGCACACCAAGAGCGCAUAUUUUCAACCAGAGAGCCAUGGAAGUGCUACGGGAUGCAGAUCUCGAGGCGAAGUUGAUGCCGGCCAGCAGUGUUGCUCAUUGCAAGUAUAUGCAGCACACUUCGUGGCUGGAUUCGCUCAACGGGGAGGAAUAUGGGCGACUGUGGGCAUGGGGUAACAAACCGAGCCAGAAGGGAGAUUACGAAGCUGCCAGCCCAAGUGUGAUGUCCGAUCUACCGCAAAGCGUUCUGGAACCUGUGUUGGUAGAGGAAGCAACCAAAUUAGGUGCUGAAUUCCGAUUUUCGACUAGCUUUGUAUCCCUCGAAGAGACGAACGAGGGAGUCAUUACAACUCUACGCAAUCGCAAAGACAACAGGGAGUACAAAGUAUUUUCUCAGUGGAUGGUGGGCGCUGAUGGUGCGAGAAGCGCAGUACUGGACAGCUUGGGCAUCAAAGUACUUGGCCGACAAUUGAAUACGGCAUUUAACACUCACAUCAAAGCGGAUCUGACCAAAUUCAUAUCCCACCGGCCGGGGAGUUUGAAUUGGGUCUUGAAUACAGAAGCUCCAGAAUGGUCAGCUGUGGGCAAUUUUCGCAUGGUCAGGCCCUGGACUGAGUUUGUUGUGUCUAUGCAUCCAUCGACAAAAGUUUCUCCAACGUUUCAACCAAGUGAAGAGGACAUAAUCAAGCGACUGCACCAGAUGAUUGGCGAUGAUACAGUCAAAAUUGACGUUCUCUCGAUAUUCUCUUGGACAAUCAACGAUCAGGUAGCUGAGCGAUGGCAGAAGGGUCGAGUUCUCUGUAUUGGAGAUGCUACGCAUCGUCACCCACCGAUCAACGGGCUCGGCAGCAAUACAUGUAUAUCUGACGCGUUCAACCUUGCCUGGAAACUGGCCUAUGUUUUGAAAGGCUGGGCUUCAACCUCUCUACUAGAAACGUUGACAAUAGAACGCAAACCAGUCGGCGAUGGAAUCGUCCGGCGAGCCAAUAGUGGGAUGGAGGCUCACAGGAGACUUUGGGAUCUGCUCGGGCUAGACCCAGAAGCACGCAAGAAGGCGACUGAUCUCAUGCAUUCGAGCACAGCAGCUGGGGCAGAGAUGCGCGAGAAGGUGCGGAACGCACUGGAAGCAACUGAGGAUGAAGUACAGGCGCUGGGCAUUCAAAUGAACCAACGAUACCUAUCUUCGCCGGCCACUGUGGUAGAGCCUGACGAUACACCCCCGGAUCUCAGCAGUUUGAACCCUAUCAGGCAAGUCUGGAUCAGCACUUUUCCUGGCUACCAUCUCCCUCACGUAUGGCUAGCACCAAACAGUCGGUCGGAGAGAAUUUCCACACUGGAUCUAAGUGGUCACGGAGGUUUCACACUUUUCACAGGAAUUGGCGGGGAACCUUGGGUGCAGGCCGCACAAAUCAUAUUUGCUUCGAAGAAAGUCCCUGUCAGAGAUUACACUAUAGGUUUCAGGUGUGACUAUAUAGACUGCUAUCAAGACUAG
Messenger RNA from Cladophialophora psammophila CBS 110553, 1608 nucleotides. RefSeq lists its product as uncharacterized. The transcript has 2 exons. Gene Ontology annotation, molecular function: FAD binding. Lineage: Eukaryota; Fungi; Ascomycota; Eurotiomycetes; Chaetothyriales; Herpotrichiellaceae. The coding region runs from base 1 to 1608 and encodes 535 amino acids. The record is from RefSeq and is a predicted model, not a curated record.